AUGCGCAACAUGCAAGAUGUUCCACGCAGAAGCAGCAAGUCUGCCGACACCCCCUUACCAGCAUUUCGAAUCGAAGAGACCCCACCAGUCCAUCACUUCGGGUGCGAUUUCACGGGACCAGUUAGAUACAAGAAGAAUUCUGGCGAAAUAGGAAAAGGAUACAUUCUCCUUUUCACCUGCGCAGUCACCAGAGCAGUCCACCAAGAAUUAACGACAGACCUAUCGACAGUCGAAGUUUUAGAAGCCUUAAAAAAAUUCCUCAACCGGCUCCGCUCUGUGAGAACGAUAACCUCGGACAACGGUCUAUCCUUCCAGAGAGCCUCCGAGGAACUAAAGCUCAUUCACGAGAACGUCAAGAACGGCGAAAUUAGAAGACGAAUCUCCGACCUCAUGAUCGACUGGAAAUUCAUCGUACCGAUGGCACGGAAUUUCGGGGCCUUCUACGAAAGACAAAUCCAAACGAUUAAGAGGCCAUUCCGAAAGAUCCUAGCAUCCGCAGUCCCUCAUUUCAGAGAUUUAGAAAUAAUCCUCAGCGGAAUCGAAGCAAUGGUAAGCAGCCGACCGAUGACCACGAUAGCUUCAGGAGCGGAUGAAAUCGAAGCACUCUCGCCAGCCGACCACCUUUCCGGAUACCGAGGAAGAACAAUCAUCCCAGAACAUAUAUCGGAACCAAGCAAAGCGUCAGAUGCGGAUAAAAUCGUAUUCUCCAGGCGAUGGAAAUACCAGCAACGAAUCCUCAGUUCUUAUUGGAAGCGAUAUCACGACGAAUAUCUACAGUAUCUGAAAACGGCCCACAAACAGACGCCUGUCGCGGCAAGACCCCUUAAAAUCGACGAGGUGUGCUUACUCAAAGGAGAAUCAUACAAGCGGGCCUUCUGGCCGCUAUGCAAAGUUAUCGCGCUUCCCGAUAAUACCUCCCCCGAAAACGCUCGCUCCUGUACAAUCAGAACAGCCAAGGGCCAAGUUUUUCAUCGCCCCAUCCACAAAUUAUAUCCCUUAGAAGCACAAGACUAA
This is a messenger RNA of Galendromus occidentalis (western predatory mite), 1014 nucleotides long. RefSeq lists its product as uncharacterized. The record is from RefSeq and is a predicted model, not a curated record. Gene Ontology annotation, biological process: DNA integration. Bases 1 to 1014 code for a protein of 337 amino acids. The transcript has a single exon. NCBI's taxonomy places the organism in Eukaryota, Metazoa, Arthropoda, Arachnida, Mesostigmata, Phytoseiidae. Gene Ontology annotation, molecular function: nucleic acid binding.